Molecule: messenger RNA, 677 nt
Organism: Phalaenopsis equestris
Lineage: Eukaryota; Viridiplantae; Streptophyta; Magnoliopsida; Asparagales; Orchidaceae
Product: histone H2B.11
Exons: 1
Coding region: 74-538 (154 amino acids)
Biological process (GO): nucleosome assembly
Cellular component (GO): nucleosome
Molecular function (GO): DNA binding; structural constituent of chromatin; protein heterodimerization activity
Source: RefSeq, a predicted model, not a curated record
UCCAUCUCCCAUCUUCAUCUCACCCCUCCUCUCUCUCUUAUACCACCAAUCGAUUCCUUUGUCCUCGAUCUCAAUGGCUCCCAAGGCCGAGAAGAAGCCCGCAGAGAAGAAGCCCGCCGCCGAGAAGCCGGUGGAGGAGAAGGAGAAGAAGACCGAAGCAGAGAAGGCUCCUGCGGGAAAGAAGCCCAAGGCAGAGAAGCGCCUGCCGUCCAAGGAGGCUGCUUCCGGCGACAAGAAGAAGAAGAAGAAGAUCAAGAAGGGAACCGAGACUUACAAGAUCUACAUCUUCAAGGUCUUGAAGCAGGUCCAUCCUGAUAUCGGAAUUUCUAGCAAGGCGAUGAGCAUCAUGAAUUCGUUCAUUAAUGAUAUUUUCGAGAAGCUUGCCCAGGAGUCGUCUCGGCUUGCGCGCUAUAACAAAAAGCCGACGAUCACGUCCAGGGAGAUCCAGACUUCCGUUCGCCUUGUGCUUCCCGGGGAGCUUGCUAAGCAUGCCGUUUCUGAGGGCACCAAGGCCGUUACCAAGUUUACCAGCUCUUAAGAGAUCGGUUGUUUCGUUAUCGCAAGUGUUUUAUUCUGAUUGAUAGCUUUACCUAUGUUGUUAUCGAGAUCCUUUUCUGUUUAUGUUUCCUUGGAUUUGAUGUAACAUAUUGUUAUCAUCUGCAAAUUUAACUAUGAAA